This is a messenger RNA of Odocoileus virginianus texanus, 897 nucleotides long. Lineage: Eukaryota; Metazoa; Chordata; Mammalia; Artiodactyla; Cervidae. The record is from RefSeq and is a predicted model, not a curated record.
AUGCCACAGCCACUGAGUCUGAGCUCUAGAGCCUGGGAGUCGCCACUACUGGGCCCACCUGCUUCAGCUGCUGAAGCCGGAGCGGCCUGGAGCCUGUGCUCUGCAACGAGAGGAGCCACCACCGGAGCGGCCGCCACCAUUCAGUCACCACAGGAGGGGCCGCCACCAGAGGGAACAGCACCAGUCAGUCACCACAGGAGCGGCCGCCACCAGAGGGAACAGCACCGUUCAGUCACCACAGGAGGGGCUGCCACCAGUCAGUCACCACAGGAGGGGCCGCCACCAGAGGGAACACCAUCAGUCAGUCACCACAGGAGGGGCCGCCACCAGUCAGUCACCACAGGGGCGGCUACCACCAGAGGGAACACCACCAUUCAGUCACCACAGGAGGGGCCGCCACCAGAGGGAACAGCACCGUUCAGUCACCACAGGAGGGCUGCCACUAGUCAGUCACCACAGGAGGGGCUGCCACCAGAGGGAACACCAUCAGUCAGUCACCACAGGAGGGGCCGCCACCAGAGGGAACAGCACCGUUCAGUCACCACAGGAGCGGCCACCACCAGAGGGACCACCAUUCAGUCACCACAGGAGCGGCUGCCACCAGUCAGUCACCACAGGAGGGGCCGCCACCAGUCAGUCACCACAGGAGGGGCCGCCACCAGAGGGAACACCACCAUUCAGUCACCACAGGAGGGGCCGCCACCAUGCAGUCACCACAGAAGGGCCUGCCACCAGUCAGUCACCACAGAAGGGCCUGCCACCAGUCAGUCACCACAGGAGAGGCCGCCACCAGUCAGUCACCACAGGAGAGGCCGCCACCAGUCAGUCACCACAGGAGGGGCCACCACCAUUCAGUCACCACAGGAGGGGCCGCCACCACGCAGUCACCGCACCUGA